ACUCUUGUUUCGCUCCUUGACAACCCUGGCGGGGGUUCGCUGGCUGCGGCCCCGGCUCCGGCCCCCGCAGGAGCAGCACCCCCCGGGGAAAGACAUUUUCUGCUCCCACCGAGUUGGCAGGGCCUGCUUCCUGAAUCUCCUGGGUGUGUCUUAACUGCCAGUCCCAGCACCUCCUGAAAGCCCCACUCUCCUCCAGUGGUCACAGUGGAAGGAUCAUGGGAGAAACAGAAGGGAAGAAAGAUGAGGCUGAUUAUAAGCGACUGCAGACCUUCCCUCUGGUCAGGCACUCGGACAUGCCAGAGGAGAUGCGCGUGGAGACCAUGGAGCUAUGUGUCACAGCCUGUGAGAAAUUCUCCAACAACAACGAGAGCGCCGCCAAGAUGAUCAAAGAGACAAUGGACAAGAAGUUCGGCUCCUCCUGGCACGUGGUGAUCGGCGAGGGCUUUGGGUUUGAGAUCACCCACGAGGUGAAGAACCUCCUCUACCUGUACUUCGGGGGCACCCUGGCUGUGUGCGUCUGGAAGUGCUCCUGACACUCUGUCCCCUGCCCCGUCCCCUGCAGGGCCUUUUCCUGCCACUCAUCUGGGGUGGGGAGCAGCCCUAGGCAGGUCCUGGUUUUUCCAAGGAGAGUUGGGGUCUUUUCUUUUUGUCUUUGUGUACCAGUUUCCUGAGCCACGCCCAGUGUGUGAACUUGACAUCUCCAUCCCCAGGCUCUCAACCGUCUCCCUCGGAGUCUCAGGGUGUGGACGGGGCAGCGGGCAUGGGUCUGUGUGGGAGACGUGGGGUGGGGCGGUGUGACAGGGUAGAGGAGGUGGGAGAUGAGAUCUUCCGCACAGGAACACGCCAGUCCCCCUUUCUCCAGGGCUGCCUUCCCCUUGCAUCCUGGGAGCCCCACUGCCCUGCCAUCCCCAGUACUGCCGGGAAGUGUCGGCCGUCCUUGUCAUUAGUGGUCAUAUGAAAAUGGCCCCAAGAAGGAGAUGAUUCUUUCAAGGGACACAGGCAGCUUCUCUCCUUGUCCUCUGGGGAGGUGCUGACCCCUCAGAAACCCCUUCCCCCAACUUGACCCCAGGCUGAACAGACCACUGCAUCUCACUGGGCCAGCAGCCCCCCCAGCCCCCAGCCUUGGUGGGGACCAAGCAGCCUUUCCCGUCCCCUCCUCGACCCGUACAGUUGAGAGCCAGGGGCUGGUGUGUGGGAGCUGCUACCUGGCAGUUUCUCGAGGGGUCACCGAGCCUCUGGUGGGACACCUGGGCAGGAGUGCUCUCACCACGAGGCUGCUUCCGCAGGGAACCCUGGCCUGCCCGCGACUUCGCAUCAGGGACCGCAUGCUGAUUUGUACUGCUCUCUGCUGGGUUUUCUAUGUUCUUUUCGAGUGUGGGAAAAGGGUUUUAGUAGAAGGGUGAAUCGUAUUUUACACAGCGGUCUUAUUUAUAUAAAUGUCUUGGUUUUUACAAUUAAAAUGACCAAAAACUGA
Homo sapiens (human) is the source of this 1474-nucleotide messenger RNA. RefSeq names its product dynein axonemal light chain 4 (gene DNAL4). Gene Ontology annotation, cellular component: dynein complex; axoneme. Gene Ontology annotation, biological process: microtubule-based process. NCBI's taxonomy places the organism in Eukaryota, Metazoa, Chordata, Mammalia, Primates, Hominidae. The record is from RefSeq and is marked reviewed. Bases 216 to 533 code for a protein of 105 amino acids. The transcript has 4 exons.